Molecule: messenger RNA, 7843 nt
Organism: Belonocnema kinseyi
Lineage: Eukaryota; Metazoa; Arthropoda; Insecta; Hymenoptera; Cynipidae
Gene: sev
Product: proto-oncogene tyrosine-protein kinase ROS
Exons: 17
Coding region: 1-7737 (2578 amino acids)
Biological process (GO): multicellular organism development; cell surface receptor protein tyrosine kinase signaling pathway; protein phosphorylation
Cellular component (GO): signaling receptor complex; membrane
Molecular function (GO): ATP binding; protein binding; transmembrane receptor protein tyrosine kinase activity
Source: RefSeq, a predicted model, not a curated record
AUGUUAGGAAAUCAAAAAUGUGUAUUUUUUAUGGUCUUGGUGUUGGUGGAAAGUGCUUUUGCACUACUGCCAGAAGAUUUAUAUAUCAGGACGUCGGCAAGAAGUCUUCAGGAAGAAUGUUCUUCCAGAUGCCCAGAUCUCGACUUGAAUCAGAACCGAACAGAUGACAUUAGUUCUGAAGUAGGUUGUGGCGUACGAUGCAAGAUAGAUCAGUGUACAAAGGGGUGUGCAGCCUGGCAACAAGCCCUCGAAACAAGUUGUCAAGCUGUUUGUAACGGAACUCAAGAGUUGCUACCACCCAAAGAACUCUACUGCGUUCUAGGAUGUCAUGACGCCUUAAAUCGAUACUUUCAUCAAUUAAAAGCUGAAAUAGGUGUACCAGUAGCACCUGCGCUAGUCGCAGAUUCAUUAACAGCAACAUCUCUCAGGCUUGAAUGGAAAGGAAUUGAUAUUGAAAGGCGUGGUGGUGGCAUUUCAUAUUUAGUACAAUGGAGAUACGAGGAAUUGGCUGAAACCUGGCAGUAUUGUAGAAAUCAAUCUUGGGGAGAAGACGAUCAAAUUUUAGUCGAUAAUUUACAGCCCUAUACGAAAUACAGAUUCCGAGUAGCUCUUCUUCUAAGAUCAACACAGCACAAUACAGAACCAAUUGUCUCAGCUCCAAGCGUUGUGAUAUUAACAAAACCUUCCGGUCUUCCAAAUUCUGCCCCGGUAAUUGUAAGGGCAGCAGCUGUAGACAGUUGUCGUGUGUCUGUUUCCUGGGAACCAGGUCCAUUUCCCAAUGGACCUCUUUUGUCCUAUGUUUUACGACUACAAGGGGCUGCCCACUCCCAGCUUAAGGACAUUCCAAUAUCCGAAAACACUGAUCACUACAUGUUUCAAAAUCUGGAACCUAAUAGAAACUACUCAGUGAGCGUGACGAUGAGGAAUGCAGAAGGGGAGGGCCCACCUGCUCUGAUUUACAUUUCCACAUCACCUGAACCUGCUGUAAAGGAUAUGCAACAGCCCAUCCUCAUUCUUGGGGGUGAGCACGCAGUAAUGAAACAGGGUUCCGACAUGCUGGAUGAACCAAGUAUAAUUUACGAGACUGAAAGCGUUAUCCGAGGAGUGGCCAUUCAUGUAGCUUCCGCUCAACUCUUCGUAUCAGAUUCAAUGGGCUACGUAUACCGCACCUCGAUUUUGACACCAUCUGAACCCGAAGUUGUGUUAAAUCCGAGCCAAGCCAAUUUUAAACCACUGAGCUUAUCAGUUGACUGGCUGAAUUUGCAUCUCUAUGUUCUGGGUGAAGUCAAACAUGCAACGACAGUUUGGCAAAUAGCCAGGUGCAGUUUGGAUGGUAAAGGACUGACGGUUGCGAUGGCUGGGUUUUUGACGAGACCUUCUCACAUUGAGGUUGAUCCCUACAAUGGAUACUUAUUCUGGGUCACACGAGGUGGCCUUUAUAGACUAGAUUUAGCUGAUAUCAGCAACGGAGUCAAACAUGAGGUGCAACCAUUCCUGAUUCUAGAAGAUGCAAAUUUAGGAGCGUUUACUGUAGACCAUACGAACUUCAGACUACUUGUGCCUCACCAUACUCAAAAUACAGUCAAAUCUGUAUCUCUCGAUGGAAAGGAAGUCAUUGAUCUUAGAGCAAAUACGCAGCAACCUAGAUUUAAGAGCGUGGUUUCUUUGGCCAUGGCGAAUGGCUUGUUUUAUUGGACCAAUGGGGAAGAUGUUCUGACUGAAGGUUAUCAUUCCGGACAGAAUAGAUACUUCCAUAAUGCUUUUCCGAGAUAUGUUAAAGCGUACAUCAGUGUUAAUAUUCUGAUGGAUGCGAGUCAGCCAGUUCCUGUUCCUGUGAAUCCUCCUACUGGUGUCCAAGCAGUUUUGGGAUCGGAAAGAGCAAAGGUGUCCUGGCAAGUUCCUCAUUUGUUAGGUGGUCAGGGAAAAGGUGCCUGGCAAAAUUGGACUUACGAAUUGGAAAUCAGGGAUGAUUCGACUGGGGAAACAAUUCGUCAGAAAGAUAUUUCUGGAUCGACUCACACUGUUUACGAAUUAGGAGAAAAAUCCGAUUAUUCAAUUAAAGCUGCUGCCUACACAAGUGCUGGGAGAGGACCCUGGUCUACGGAAUUUAAAGGACGAACUCUAAGGGAUGGACUUCAAGCUUCAAUCUUGUGGUCAGCAACAGAGGGAUUGUUAAGAAGUGACAUGACAGGGGAAAGUGUAGAUACCCUAGUUCAUAAAACAAAUUUGAAAGAACAUGAAAAUGAAUAUCACAUUGUGGAUCUAAGUUGGUACAAAGACAUAUUAUACUUGGUAGGAAAUAACUCUGCACUUUAUCAGUAUAAUUUGACGAGCCAUCACAAAUCCAAAUUGAGUAUCAAUUCCAUUGGUAGUAUUGCUGUCGACUGGAUAUCGAAAAAACUUUACUGGGCUAAUCCAAAACAACAGAUCAUAACCAGAUCGAAUUUGAAUGGAUCUCAACAAGAACCCUUGUCGAUUUUGGCUAUCGUUAAGGAACUAAUGAUAGACUCCUUGGAGGCCUAUUUAUAUUGGUCCACAGGUCAUGCUGUUGAAGUCUCGAGAUUGAAUGGUCAAGACAGAAGAUUUUACCACUCUGAUGAAAUCUUUAAUGGAAAACAGGUCAUGGGUUUGACCUUAGAUAUGGAAAAUCGAUACGUUUAUUGGAUUGUUAGAAGCUACGAAAGUGGAUCAAUCGUUUAUCGAUCCCCAACAUCUGAGAAAAUUCCAAUGAACCAGAAAAUUGUGCCAGAGAAGAUAUCGACACUUCAACAUCCGAAUAUUCAAGGACCUUUGUGCUACUUCUCUCAACAUUUAUUGUGGUUGCAAGAUAACAAGCAUGCAGUUAUUGGGGACCUAUCUGGACAAAAUACAGCAAUAAUUAAUGGAAUCACUUUGUCUGGUCUUUACAUGGUCUCGAUUCUGGAUUCAAGUCUUCAUCAGUAUCCAAAGUCCUUGACUUCGGAGACUAUAGUUGUUUUGCCAAAUGCAGUAGACCUCAAUAGUAUCAGAGUCGAAGGAUCUUGGAGGGACUUUAAGAUUUCCUGGGAUCCAGUCAUGAACACCAAUUAUGGAACUGUGUUUUAUGAAGUCAAAUUUGCGGACCAUAUCAACACAAAUUCAAAUUCAGAAAUAACGACAGAGACUGCUGUGCCUUACAAUAAUUCGGAAAAAAUACUGCCUUAUACUCUGCUCGAAGUCACGAUCAAAGCCUUCACUUAUUGGGAAACUGCUCAUCACACAAGAAAGAUUUUGAGGUCGCCUCAAAGUGUACCUAGUCAGCCUAUCAAUCCGAGAGCCUUUGUGGAAUUUCAAAAGGAUCCACUGAAUGAAAACGUGAACAUUGUUAUCAUUUUCAGAUGGGCUUUGCCUCAAUUUCCAAAUGGAUUAAUUCAAGGAUACACAGUUCAAUGUUGGUACAUAUCAAACGAGGCAGAGAUCCGUCUUUGCGAUUCGAUUAAUAUUCCAUCCACUAAGCUAGAACAUAUCCUGCCUGAUCUUUUGCCAAACAUGACCUACUAUUUUCAAGUCCAAGCUUACACAGAAGUUGGGGCAGGACCUUAUACAGACACAAUUAGCAUUUCCACUCAAGAGGAAAAUCCACUGCCUCAGUUAUUGAUCACGACUAUGGAUAUGGUACGAAUUUCUGAUUUGGAUCAACAGAUCAAUUACACCAUCAAUCGCCAUUCAGUCCGUGAGUUGGCUUACUUGGCAUCAGACAUGAAAAUAUUUUGGAUAAACGAUAUGCAGGAGUUGGUAACAUCCUUCCUGAAUGGAGAAAAUGCGUCAAGAAUUCUCCCUUUAAACAAUCCAGCUUAUAGCAUUUGUGUCGACUGGGUUUCGAGAAGUUUGUUUUGGACUGAGUCUUCUUAUAAGGAAUCUGGUGGCAGCUACAUCAUGAAGCUUGACUUGACAGCUUUGGAUGCUGGCAUUCUUAAAUAUAAGAAUAUAGUGACUAGAAGCAACCGAAUCAUCAAUUUGGAUAUUUCUCCUUUAAGAGGAACCUUGUGCUGGAUUGAGCUACACAGCAAACAUGAUCAAGGAGUCAUCAUGAAUUCGGAUUUAUUCGGAAGGAAUGUAAAACCCUUUUUCAAUCACAUGGAAGAUUGUUCUUGCCCAUAUCGACCACAAAUUAAGCCUGUUCUGACAAUUGACAACACAGGUUCACAAAGUCCUGGAAUCUUCUGGGUCUCAUUAGAAGGACACCUAAACUAUGCAGAUAUUGAUGGUUGUGCUUGCAAUCUGAUUGUAAGCUCUGACUCCAGUUUCCACAAAGGUUUGCCGCCAACCUCCCUAACUGCCGAUAAAAUGAACGUCUAUUGGUCAAAUACAGAUGACGACAAAAUUUAUUUCGUGAAUAAAAUGUACUUUGAGAAAAAUGAGAUAAAGGAAUUUCAUCUCGUGAAUGCAAGAAGCAUCAGAGCUAUCGGAAAAUCUCUUCAGCCAUAUCCUGACACUGAUUGCUUAACACCCUACCAAACGGUUUACAACGUUCAGGAAGUUUCCAAAACAACAAAUAGUCUCACAGUCAAAAUGCCUCUUCCGAUUCCUAAUGAAGGUUGUGAAAGCUACAAUUUACCCUCAACUCUAUACACAGUUUACGUUUCUCAGUGCUUAGAAGAUGAUCCCAACAAAUGCGGAAGCGACGACCGGAUAAAGUUAGAGACCUACCAAUCAGAACUUGAAGUACCAGACCUCAAACCUUUCACAGAAUACAAAUUUAAAUUGGCUCUGAGCAAUUUUUAUAGUGAUGCAGAAUCUUUGAGUCUAGAAUUUAGUUCUGGUGUCAUUUUGAGAACAGGAACAGGUACUCCAACCGAGCCACGAAACGUGACUGUUAAACCAUUGACACCAACCACAGCUGGUGUUUUUUGGAUACCUCCGGAAAAACUGAAUGCAGCAGAAGUUCAGUACGAAAUUCACUGGACAGCUGUGACACCCGUGAAUGGUGUGAGACCAAAAGAUGAGAAGAUCAUCAAUACAGAAAGACUGAAGGGAGGAACAUAUUACGCAAUGUUGCAUCCAUUGUUACCUGGUCAGGACUACAGAGUUCAUGUUCGAGCCUAUCCUCCUCAUUUUAAUGAGAGCUAUAGUGAGAGUUCUGAUCAAGUUCUCACAAUGUAUCCUGAACCGAACAACCUAACUUGCGUCUAUUUCGUGAACACUCUUACUGUAUCUUGGACUCCAACUAUAAAUCUGACCAUCAACUAUUCUCUGGAAUUUACAACCAUGGGUUUGGAAAAAUGGCAGGUUGUUGGUAAUCCCAAGUUUGUGGAAGACAAGCUGGAGUAUCAUGUCAAAGGCUUGCAACCCAAAACUUUGUACCAAUUUCGACUGAGGAUUAGGUAUCCUGAUUAUGAUGACGACUUCCUUUGGCCUAAUGAUGCUCGAUUUACUUUUCAAACACUUGGUGAUGUUCCAAGUGCACCAGGAAUACCGAGUGUGACAAGACUUCGAAAAGCGGUUUACCAAAUCAAUUGGGAACCAGCUAAAGCUCAUGGAUCUCCAAUUGCAUUGUACAUUCUCGAAGGAAAGAAAGUGGAGGGAAAAAAUCAUAACAGGACUAACGAAUGGAAGGUUUAUUAUAAUGGAUCUGAUAAUUAUUGGAUAAUUACUGGAGACAUGGAUGAGAAAUACCACUUUCGAGUGAAGGCUAAAAAUUCUUAUGGAUUUGGUACCUGGAGCAAAUUAAGUGCGAUAAUUGAUUUGACGGAUACAAUUGGAGGGAUGUUGGCCACACAACCACCGAUUGGAUUAGUUUUGGUUUUGAGUUUUGCUCUUGUCGUGAGCAUCAUGAUAUUCUGCUUCUGCUACAUGCUUUGCAGAAGCUACAGACAGCGUAAGGAUGAUAAGAAGGCUGUUAUGCCUCCAGUUGUCUCCGAUCUGGAAUUGGCUACCCUAAGAGAAAUUCCUCGAGGGAAUUUCGUACAGGCAAAUGCAUUGUAUGCCCCUGCUGUUGAAAGUGAUCCUGAUGAUGCGAUGCUGCCUAAAAUAAGAAGAGACCAAAUUACUUUAGCCAAAUUUUUGGGAAGUGGAGCUUUUGGAGAGGUGUUUCAAGGAAAUGCGAAAGACCUCAGUGGACCAGGAAUCACACCUGUAGCGAUCAAGACUCUCCGAAAGGGAGCGUCAGCUCAAGAAAAGACUGAAUUUAUUCAAGAAGCGAGACUAAUGAGUCACUUCCGACAUAAGCAUGUCCUUCGACUUUUAGGUGUUUGUCUAGAUACGGACCCACCCUUGUUGGUUCUGGAAUUAAUGGAAGCUGGAGACUUGCUAAGUUAUUUAAGAGCAAGUCGAGCUUUGCAACCCUCAGAUCCUAACGCCCUUCAUCUUCAGGAUCUGCUAUCAAUGAUUGAAGAUGUAGCAAGAGGAUGUCGUUACCUGGAAGAACUUCACUUUGUCCAUCGCGAUUUGGCUUGCAGAAAUUGUUUGGUCUCAGCCAAAAAUCGUGAACACCGGGUCGUGAAGAUUGGCGAUUUUGGUCUCGCUCGAGAUAUUUAUAAAAAUGACUACUAUCGCAAGGAAGGCGAAGGACUAUUGCCAGUUCGCUGGAUGGCCCCAGAAUCAUUGGUAGAUGGAGUUUUUACAUCUCAGAGCGAUGUCUGGGCAUUUGGUGUCCUGAUGUGGGAAAUAACAUCAUUAGGACAACAGCCCUAUCCAGCCAGGACAAAUCUUGAAGUUUUGCAUCAUGUGAGAGCUGGUGGAAGAUUGCCAAAACCACUUAAUUGUCCAAAUAAUCUGCAUCAAUUAAUGUUAAGUUGUUGGAGUUCAGCAGAUAAUAGACCAAGUUUUAAGGCUUGUCUUGAACAGAUCAUCGUUUUGAGAAACACGACUGAAGACAGGAUAUUGAAUCAAGUCAACCCUGGCCAUUACUUGGCGAGGCGAGGCGUCUUUAACAUGGCUUACUUUGCUGAAGAAAAUCGAUAUUAUAACACAGGCAAUUCUUGCAAAUCGAGUAGCUCGGAAGGAAGUCGAGACUUGCAACCUUCCACACAAGAAAGCCCAUCCCCAACACCAGUACAAAAUUGCGAUAUGCCCAAAUAUUUAGAAUUAUUAUCAGACGGCGAGGAAUCAUCAAUCGCCCCGGAAAGUCUCACAAGUGGCUACGAAGUUCCAAAAUCUGCCGUUACAACCGAGAGAAAAGAUUCAAGUCAAACCGAAGUUUCCGACCUGGAGGAAACCGAAACACCCAUCCUCGAGGAACAAAAUGUGGAAACUAAAAUUCCAAAUCAAGACUUCGAAACGAAACCUCGCCAGAAAAAACUCUCCGUAACUAGUUUAAAUCUUCCAGAACGCAGAAGGGCUUCCAUUACAAGCGUAGAGGAAAAAUCCAGGUCUUUGGACAACCAAAAAUUAAGAAAUAUCUCCGUGAAAGUUUCUGGGAAUGGCAGAGGAUCCUUAACUUUUCUCAGUGACUUUCGUAAGCAAAGAAGAAGAGCCGAAAGAGGGUCGGUGAAGGGUUCAGGGACAAGUUUAGAGGCAAAAAGCAGUUCAUUAGGUUCCGAUAUGAGUCUGGCACCUCCAACUAGGCCGAGCUCUUCCUUAAUUAAUUCACAAAGUUCCCUUCCUGUGAAAAAUCCAAGUCAAGAAAAUUUGACGAGUGAUACAAACUUGAGAACUCCCGUUUUAACAAAACUGCAAAGACAUCCGUCUAGUUUGCAAAAAGCGAAAAUCCCAUUAGUAAUAAACAACGCUUUGUUAAAUUUACUUCAGCAAACACCCGGAGAAGAAAUACGAAUAUAAUUAUGGAUUCUGUUAGAGUAAAUGGAUUCUAGAAUUCUGGAAUCAAAGACUCUUUGACAAUAGUAAUUACGAAUUGGGGGCGUUCCAAUAUCAGGGUGUCUACUCA